AACUGCACUAACCAGUAAUCCCAGAAGAUUUUACCAUGUAACAAUAAAUAAUUAAAUUUAGAAAAAAUGUACACUUGUGUACCGCAAGCUAAAAAGCUCCUAUUUAUAUCGGGAAAAUAAAAUGACAGACAGGCGCACUAGAAGGCAUCUAAUUUAUUUAGUUAUUUUUUACAGUCUCUGGUUACAACCACUGUAGUUCAUUGGCUACAACUAUCAUACCCGGCUGUAGUACGAGAUCCACACCAUUCGCACUCCGCUGACUCGAUGAGUGGCCUAUUAACAUAUGACAGCUGUACUAACGUUAGCCUAGCUGGCUAAAUAGGAGCGAACUAGCUAGUCUUCAGUGUUGGUUCUGCUAAUCAGCGGACAGCUGUCACUUAAAGCGCCGUUUAAACGACAACCAUCUGGGUUUCUAGAGCUACGUGAAUUCAUUCUAUAGUUAAUCUUAGCCAUCAAACCAUCGGAGACGUGCCUAAUAAUACUCGGACAGCUACAUAAACAUUGGCUAGCUGGAUAUCUACACUUAAUUCGUUUUAUUGCUUAUUAUUGUGUGGUUAUACAUUUAUGUGUAUUUUCAAAGGGUGUCAGGGGUACAUUUAUUUAGGCAAGGAUGGCGGACGAGGCGCUUUUUCAAUUUCUUCACAAUGAACUGAUACAGUAUGUCUACAAAUCAGCAGAGCACGGCGAGAUGGAAAACGGGAGGUGCAUUACAAAGCUGGAGAACAUGGGAUUCCGUGUUGGCCAAGGGCUAAUCGAAAGAUUCACACGAGACACUGCACGGUUCAAGGAUGAGCUGGAUGUCAUGAAGUUUGUCUGCAAAGAUUUCUGGACUAGUGUUUUCAAAAAGCAAAUUGAUAACUUACGAACAAAUCACCAGGGGAUUUAUGUGCUACAGGAUAACAAGUUCCGGUUGCUGACACAGCUCUCUACAGGAAAACAGUAUUUAGAACAUGCCCCAAAGUACUUGGCAUUUACCUGUGGGCUAGUGAGAGGCGGACUGGCCAACCUGGGGGUGAAGAGCAUAGUAACGGCAGAGGUGUCCGUCAUGCCUGCCUGUAAAUUCCAGGUGAUGAUCCAGAAGAUGUGAGGAACAGAGGAGGGCCAGCCCUGGAAUCCCCACCCGACAUAAAACACUUGAAACUCA
Anguilla rostrata (American eel) is the source of this 1144-nucleotide messenger RNA. RefSeq names its product trafficking protein particle complex subunit 6B (gene trappc6b). The record is from RefSeq and is a predicted model, not a curated record. Bases 611 to 1087 code for a protein of 158 amino acids. Gene Ontology annotation, biological process: regulation of GTPase activity; endoplasmic reticulum to Golgi vesicle-mediated transport. Gene Ontology annotation, cellular component: TRAPP complex; cis-Golgi network; trans-Golgi network. The transcript has 6 exons. Lineage: Eukaryota; Metazoa; Chordata; Actinopteri; Anguilliformes; Anguillidae.